Populus euphratica (Euphrates poplar) is the source of this 1383-nucleotide messenger RNA. Its product is annotated as TMV resistance protein N-like. NCBI's taxonomy places the organism in Eukaryota, Viridiplantae, Streptophyta, Magnoliopsida, Malpighiales, Salicaceae. Bases 230 to 787 code for a protein of 185 amino acids. The record is from RefSeq and is a predicted model, not a curated record. The transcript is spliced from 2 exons. Gene Ontology annotation, biological process: signal transduction.
CGUGAAUUAUAAUUCUGCAUGUACUGUUUAAACGUUGAUUCACUCUGCACGGAGACGGAACGCAGGCAGAAAACAGUUCUAAUUUCUAAAGAGAACCUUUUGAAUUUCUUCCUCCUUCCGCCGGAAAACCCUCCGAAACGUUGCCGCUUCGAUUCUAUCUUCCCCCAAAGAAUCAAGAGAGAUCUUCAUCCAUCCAACUCAAAAAUCUUUGCCUCUCUUCAUCAAACCCAUGGCUUUCAACCCAGUGACCCUAAUCUUGUUUUUUCUCUCCUUAAUUCCUGGGGCUACUUUGACACCCCGGACGUGUGACCCCUCGUUCAGAGACCCAGGGCUAACUACUUACGAUGUCUUCUUGAGUUUUAGAGGUGGAGAUACACGCCAACAUUUCACCGAUCACCUCUACAAAGCUUUAACUAGAGCAGGGAUUCCCACUUUCAGAGACGACGAUGAGAUCCGGAUAGGAGAGAACAUUGAGUUAGAAAUCCAGAAAGCAAUUCAAGAAUCAAAAUCAUCUAUUAUUGUGUUCUCUAAAAACUACUCUUCUUCAAGAUGGUGUCUUGAUGAACUCUCGAUGAUCAUGGAACGUAGAAGAACUGUUGGGCACAUAGUGUUCCCAGUUUUCUACGAUGUUGAUCCAUCUGAGGUGGGGAAACAAACAGGGCAAUUUGGUGAAGAGUUUGCUAAGCUUGGAAAACGCUUCAAGUAUCAGAUGGAGAGGGUGGAGGGAUGGAGAAGGGCUCUUAAGGAAGCUGCAAACAUGGAAAGGAUGGUUCUGGAAGACAGCUGAGCAUUUAGGGAUGCGUAAUUUGACCUCGAUCGUUCGAUACUCAAACAUGGCUAAGAUUUUCAAUUUUAGGCUCUAGGAGAAUGCUUAAAAUCAUUGAAAUAUGACGCAUGUUGAGCCACAAAGCUAGGGUGUUGUUUUUUCUUGCUAAUCAUCAUGUGAAAAGACAUUCAAUUACUUGGAAACAUGGCUUCACGAGACAAACACAGCCAACUAUCCUAGGGAAAAGAGUUCGACCAGAAUGAAAGAAAUCUUGCGUUUUACUAGAGAAAUGAAGACAUUGAAAGGAUAUUCUUGGACAUUUCAAAGAUUAGUUCGGAGAUCAAUUUAAGCUCUGGAGUCUUUGUAAGGAAGUGCAAGAUUAGAUCGCUCAAAAUUUAUUAUUCUGGAGUUAAAAAUCACUGAAAAGUGUGUGAAAUAUGUAAACCUUAGCAACUGUGAGCACCUUUCAAAUACCAGAUUUUUCAAAGGAUAGAAACCUUCAGAGAUUGAAUUUCCAAUUUUGUGCAAGUUUCUUAUCUCUCUUCUGAGUGGAAGUUGUUCAAGACUUCUUAUCUCUUAACCUUUUCUAGUUGUUAAAAUAUCAAUAAGAAAGCAUG